Messenger RNA from Eufriesea mexicana, 2480 nucleotides. It is a transcript of the gene eco, whose product is annotated as Establishment of cohesion. Lineage: Eukaryota; Metazoa; Arthropoda; Insecta; Hymenoptera; Apidae. The transcript is spliced from 6 exons. The record is from RefSeq and is a predicted model, not a curated record. Gene Ontology annotation, cellular component: nucleus; chromatin. Gene Ontology annotation, molecular function: protein-lysine-acetyltransferase activity. Bases 72 to 2480 code for a protein of 802 amino acids. Gene Ontology annotation, biological process: mitotic sister chromatid cohesion.
CAGCUUUACAUUUUUAAUAUCGUACGAUUUAUUUGUGCUUAUUUAGAAUACUUACUAAAAGUUAUUAGAACAUGUCUGUGGAUAAUGUAUCAGGAGAAUCAUUGUAUACUCCACGUAGAGUUCAAAAAUGUUUGUUUGGAUCAGGUGGAAGUUCAAGGAAAAAGAAGAUUUACAAAAUUCAAAGAGAUUCAAGAAUUACAGGCAGUUUAUCCGGAGAAGAAUCAGAUUUGGGACCCAUGUCACCGUUAGCACUUAGCGAUCAAAGCCCAAGUAGUUGUAAUAGUUCUCCAAAACUUCCUCUUCUUUCUCCAAAUUCUAUACCUAAGAGAUUGUCUUUGUCAUUUAAUAAGCAUGCAUCUUGGGAUCAGAUUUCAUCAAGUAUAUAUAAGAGAAGAACAAGUGAUCAUACUCAGGUAUCUUUAAAGAAAGCAAUUCAAGCUGUAAAACAUUCUUCACAAAAAGAAAUAUUACCAGAUUCACCAAAAUCUCUGUCAAAUUCUCCAUUGAAGAAUUCAAACAAACAAUCUCCAAACCAAACAGAAGUAGAUAUGCAAGAAGCAAUACCACAAAGACAAUUUGGCAAAGAGUUACUAAAUAAUACCAUAGAAACUCCACAUAAAUCUGGUAGUCCAGAAAACAAAUUAAUAACACCAUUGACUUCUGAAAACAAAAUGAUUUUGUUACCAAAAUUACAUAGACGCAAAUCACUUAAUAUACUCGAUAUAAUUGAAAAUUCACCUGAAAGAAAAGAGAAUAUGUUAAAGAGACAUGCUCUUGAAGAGUUAGGAAAUACAACUACAAAAUUACUAAAAACAGAUGAAAAUCAUUCAGUGCCAAAAGCUAGAGCAGCUCUAUUUCAAGAUAAAAAUUAUGAAUCAAAAUUGAAAAACAUAACAUUAAGUACUAAGAAUUUUUAUAGUAAUUCUGAAAUAAAAAGAAACUAUAAGAUCAUGUCUGAAUUAGCAGAGCAAAAACAACAAGGAAGUUCUACAGGGCAUUUACCUUAUUAUAGAAAAUCUACAAAAAGAUAUAAAAUAGGAGGAAUUAAUGCUGGUGUAUCUCAUGGUAUUAAAAAACCAAAAGCAAAUUUAGAUACUACAAAGAAGAAUAAUACACAACAUAUUAUAAAUAUACAGGAAGAUUUAUCAAAAGAAGUAAAAAUGGAGGAAACAGAAAUUUUAAAUACAUUACAAGUAGAGGAAAGUCCAUCACCAGAAAUUGACUUUAAUAAACGCUUUUUUAAGAUUAAAAAGUCAUCAAAGAGGAAUUCUGCAGCUAUAGUAACGAUAAAUAAUAAUGUUAAAUUAAAAGUUGAAUCAGAUGGUAAAAUGGCAUUAAAUAAAAAAAAUGGAAAGCAAGGUCAUAAACGACAAAAACUUAUUGAUAUCUCUUUUGAUGCAACUGAUUUGUCAGUAGAUGAACCAGAAUUGGAAGCCACAAUAGAAAAAGAUAAAGUGGCUAAUAUAUUAAAAACCUUGGAAGAUGAUUGGGCUGAUGAUGAUUAUGACAUUAUGGAAGUACUAACUAAUGAAAGACUUGAACAUAUUUCACCAUUAAAGCCAGUAGCAAUAUUGAAUGAUAUUACUAUGUCACCAGCUAGUGAACUUAGUAAUAUGACUUCAAUUAUGAAUAUUAAGGACAUUAGUACACCAACACUUCCUAAAAAUAUUCCUUUGGACAACUAUGAAGAUACAACACAACAAAAGUAUUAUCCAUUAUUUAUUAAGGGCUACUCUUCCAAUAAAACGUUUAAUGAAACUAGUAAAAAAUCAAUACAUAAUGCAAAAGAAAAUAUAAAUUGGCAAUUAUCUAUAAAACUAAAUGGUAGUGAUAAUCAAUACCAAUUGGAUGCAGGGCAAACAAAUUUUGGAGCAACACAAUGUACUGAAUGUGGUGUCGUAUAUCAAAUAGGCGAUCCAGAAGACGAAAAUGCUCAUCUAAAUUAUCACAAUAACAGAAAAAGUUUAAAAUUUCCCGGAUGGAAAUCAGAACGUGUAAUUAUGGAAGAUCCAUUUACAUCGAGUCGAAUAAUUUUAGUAGAACCAGGUGACUCAAAACUAUGUUGGAAAAAAGUAACAGAAGUUUUAACAUAUGUAGACAGAGAUUUAGGAUUAGUUGAUACAAAAUUAUCAAAUUAUGAACAGAAAAAAGUGUACUUAUAUAUAAGAGACAAAGCCAUCAUAGGAGUGUUAGUUGCAGAACAUAUAACGACUGCACACCGUAUGAUACCCGAAUUAUUAGAGUUAGAUUGCUGUACAGCAGAAAGUAGUCCUGCUAAGUGCGGCAUAAAUGUUGUAUGGACAGAUUUAAAUCAUCGUAAACAAGGCAUAGCUACUAAAUUGGUAGAUGUAUUAAGAGCUCAAUUUUAUUUCGGUUAUAUAAUGUCUGUAGAUGGCAUAGCAUUUUCAAUUCCAACUCCAAGUGGUAAAAUAUUUGCCGAGAAAUACACGAAAACACGGAAUUUCAAAGUUUACAGUUAA